CCCUGACCUGACUGAGCAUUUACAUAACAUUUGAGACAAAAGGAUGAUAUAAAAAACGCACCGAGGGGGCGUGGUUCCAACACCUUUCGUAUCAUAUAUACCAGUUACAAAUAGGAUCAUUCUGGGGCAAUUGCCAUUGAACGGCACAGCGCGGAAUCACCACAGUACAUAGAAUGGCGCCAGUGUUGACUCCGAACAUCAUUAUCUUUGGAGAAACAGGAGUGGGCAAAAGCUCCGUCAUCAACCUGAUGGCUGGCAAACAGAUUGCGCACAUAUCACCUGACUCUCACCGCUGUACUCUGCAUUGGACGGAGUACCAAGUAACCUUUGGAAAUGGGACUCGAUACAAGGUGUUUGAUACGGUCGGCCUCGACUCGUAUGGGCACCCUCAGGUUCUACUGCCACACACCAGAGAGUAUGUCUCCGCAAUUUUAAAUGCAUACGACCUCAUCGACACUUUGAAAAAACGUGGAGGUAUCAACCUCUUGCUCUUUUGCAUACAUGGAGGUACUAGUAGAGUCACGGCAACCAUGCAGAGAAACUAUAGGGUGUUCUUCGAAUUUCUCUGCCAGGAAAGAGUGCCGCUCGUGCUAGUAGUCACAAACCUCGAAAGAGAGCGAACGAUGGAAGACUGGUACACGCGGAAUAUAGGCAACUUCGAGAAGCAUGGCAUCAGGCCCACGGGACACGCAUGCAUAACCGCGGCAAAUACUACUAGUUGGUCGGACACGUCCGGCAGGAGGAAUAGAGACAACAUCAGCAAUAUCUCACAUUUCCUUUUCGGUCUGAUUCAUAUUAUUGCUCUGAAAAAAGUCGCUAAGUAAAAAAAGGAAACCUCUGAUGUUACUGAUUCUACUGAUUUCACUUUUUACAAACUUGGUUCAAAUCAAUAUUGUAGUAUAAGACGCGAAAGUGAAUUAAGUGCGGU
Messenger RNA from Suillus plorans, 928 nucleotides. RefSeq lists its product as uncharacterized. The record is from RefSeq and is a predicted model, not a curated record. The coding region runs from base 174 to 824 and encodes 216 amino acids. Gene Ontology annotation, molecular function: GTP binding. NCBI's taxonomy places the organism in Eukaryota, Fungi, Basidiomycota, Agaricomycetes, Boletales, Suillaceae. The transcript has 2 exons.